GCGCAGGGGCGGGAAGCGCGCGUUAGCGGGAGCAGCGGCAUUAAACGGUUGCAGGGGCAGCGGCUGGUCGUCGUCUCCCAGGCUCUCAGACUCUCGUCUCCGCCGUCUUCGCUCGGAGCCCCGGGAAGCCUAAGCCAGCUAGGCCUCCUCAUCUGUGUAGCUGUCGUUGCGGAUCCAUCAUGUUCGAGGCGCGCUUGGUCCAGGGCUCCAUCCUGAAGAAGGUGCUGGAGGCGCUCAAGGACCUCAUCAACGAGGCCUGCUGGGACAUCAGCUCCGGAGGCGUGAACCUCCAGAGCAUGGACUCGUCACACGUCUCCUUGGUGCAGCUCACCCUGCGCUCCGAAGGCUUCGACACGUACCGCUGCGACCGCAACCUGGCCAUGGGUGUGAACCUCACCAGCAUGUCCAAAAUAUUAAAAUGUGCUGGCAAUGAAGACAUCAUUACCCUAAGGGCUGAAGAUAAUGCAGACACCUUGGCGCUAGUGUUUGAAGCACCAAAUCAAGAGAAAGUUUCAGACUAUGAAAUGAAGUUAAUGGAUUUAGAUGUUGAACAACUUGGAAUUCCAGAACAAGAGUACAGCUGUGUGGUAAAGAUGCCUUCUGGUGAAUUUGCACGUAUAUGCCGAGACCUCAGUCAUAUUGGAGAUGCUGUUGUAAUAUCCUGUGCAAAAGAUGGAGUGAAAUUUUCUGCAAGUGGAGAACUUGGAAAUGGAAAUAUUAAGUUGUCACAAACAAGUAAUGUUGAUAAAGAGGAGGAAGCUGUUACCAUAGAGAUGAAUGAGCCUGUUCAGCUAACUUUUGCACUGAGGUAUCUGAACUUCUUUACAAAAGCCACUCCACUCUCUCCUACAGUAACACUCAGUAUGUCUGCUGAUGUACCUCUUGUUGUAGAGUAUAAAAUUGCCGACAUGGGACAUUUAAAGUACUAUUUGGCUCCCAAGAUUGAGGAUGAAGAAGGAUCUUAGGUGAUCAUAAAAUCCAAGAAAAUAAAAACAGCUUUUGAGAACUGCUCCCGAGACAGCAGCACCUACUGAAGUCUUGUCUGGCACCAAAUUUGUAUUUGAGUACAUAUGUAGAUACUGCUUUGUAAAUAACCUAUUUUUUGCUCAAUUUCUCUACAAUUUGUUUAAAAAUUAAAAUCCAAAGUCAAAUCUUGUUAACCUAGAAAUACUUUUGCCUUACUUAGAAAUACUAUAAUUUUUGUAUAACAAAAGGGUCGAAAGGUUUUCCAAUUUAAAUAAAGUUGCCUGAAUUUCA
Messenger RNA from Dipodomys spectabilis (banner-tailed kangaroo rat), 1257 nucleotides. It is a transcript of the gene Pcna, whose product is annotated as proliferating cell nuclear antigen. Gene Ontology annotation, cellular component: PCNA complex. Gene Ontology annotation, molecular function: DNA polymerase processivity factor activity; DNA binding. Gene Ontology annotation, biological process: regulation of DNA replication; mismatch repair; translesion synthesis. The record is from RefSeq and is a predicted model, not a curated record. Lineage: Eukaryota; Metazoa; Chordata; Mammalia; Rodentia; Heteromyidae. The transcript is spliced from 6 exons. The coding region runs from base 180 to 965 and encodes 261 amino acids.